AUGUUGGGGUCUUUCACAGACUUCAUCCGCAGGGCCGCAUCGGGCAAAAUCCUCAGCCAGCCAACUCUACACUGGAUCCGCUGUUCACUUUUCGCCACAGGGCCCAGGCAGGAUGCUGGCACAAUCUUUGAGCUUCGUACCUAUGACAUUAAGCCAGCGAAAGCCAAAGAAUUCCUGGAAUUGGUCAGUAGAAACAUUCAUGUUCGUACAGCUCACUCUGAGAUGAUUGGAUUCUGGACAGCAGAAUUGGGGUCAAUGAAUAAGGCCUUCCACAUCUGGAAAUACGAUACUUUUGCCCACAGAGUGGCUGUGCGGAAAGCUGUUGUCAGCGACAAAGAAUGGCAGGAAAAACUGUCUGCAAUUCUACCGCUCCUAAAAACACAGGACAUGGAAAUAGCUUACCUGGUCCCAUGGUGUAAGCUCGGCACUCCUCCCGAAGAGGGAGUUUAUGAGUUGGUUACUUAUCAGCAGAAACCAGGCGGGCCGGCUUUGUGGGGACAGUCAUUCAAAGCGUUAAUAGAUGCCCAUGUCAGUACAAGCUAUGCUACACUGAUUGGAGCCUUCCACACAGAAUACGGAUUGCUUAAUACAGUUCAUGUGCUUUGGUGGCACAAGAGCCCAGACAGCCGUGCAGCCGGAAGGCAUCGUGCCCAUGAAGAUGCCAGAGUGGUAGUAGCUGUACGAGAGAGUGUUCAGUUUUUGGAAUCCCAGCGAAACGUGCUUCUGACUGCGGCACCAUUUUCACCUUUGAAAUAAUUUCCUACC
This is a messenger RNA of Euleptes europaea (tarantolino), 765 nucleotides long. Its product is annotated as protein NipSnap homolog 3B-like. The transcript has 6 exons. Gene Ontology annotation, cellular component: mitochondrion. NCBI's taxonomy places the organism in Eukaryota, Metazoa, Chordata, Lepidosauria, Squamata, Sphaerodactylidae. The record is from RefSeq and is a predicted model, not a curated record. The coding region runs from base 1 to 756 and encodes 251 amino acids.